Molecule: messenger RNA, 1044 nt
Organism: Gossypium raimondii (Peruvian cotton)
Lineage: Eukaryota; Viridiplantae; Streptophyta; Magnoliopsida; Malvales; Malvaceae
Product: annexin-like protein RJ4
Exons: 6
Coding region: 1-945 (314 amino acids)
Cellular component (GO): cytoplasm
Molecular function (GO): calcium-dependent phospholipid binding; calcium ion binding
Source: RefSeq, a predicted model, not a curated record
AUGGCCACCGUUUCUGCUCCUAAACAGGUUUCAGUUAAGGAAGAUGCAGAAGCUCUUCGGAAGGCUUGCCAAGGAUGGGGCACAGAUGAGAAGGCAAUAAUUGCAGUGUUGGGUCAUAGAAACGCAGCUCAAAGAAGGCAAAUCAGGCAUGUUUAUGAAGAGAUUUACCAGGAAGAUCUCAUCAAGCGUCUCGAAUCAGAGCUUUCUGGUCACUUUGAGAAAGCAGUGUAUCGUUGGAUAUUGGAUCCACCAGAUCGGGAUGCAGUGUUAGCUAAUGUGGAGUUAAAGAAAUCAGGCAAUAAACACCAUGUGAUCGUUGAAAUUUCGUGCACCAAAAACCCCGAGGAGCUGUUGGCUAUAAGAAGAGCCUAUCACGCUCGAUACAAGCGUUCCCUCGAGGAAGAAGUUGCCUAUCAUACCAAGGGGGACACCCGAAGGCUCUUAGUUGCGUUGGUGAGUGCAUUUAGAUACUAUGGAGAAGAAAUAAAUACCACACUAGCAAAAUCCGAAGCCAAAAAACUCCAUGAAGCUAUCAAAGACAAGAAAUUCGGCAAUGAGGAUGUUAUUAGGAUCCUUAGUACAAGGAGCAUAGCGCAACUCCUGGCCACUUUCAAUUGUUACAGAGAACAAGAAGGCACUUCCAUUACCAAGAACUUGCCAAAGGACUCGAGUGACGAAUACAUCGCCAUGCUACGUAUGGCAGUUCGAUGCCUCAAGGACCCGAAAAAGUACUUCGAAAAGGUUUUGCGCAGAUCGAUCGAGGGGAUCGGAACCGAUGAGGACGCUCUUACGAGAGUGAUUGUUACGAGGGCGGAAAAGGACCUGAAAGAAAUCAAAGAGCUUUAUCAUAAGAGAAACAACGUGCCUCUUGAUAAAGCUGUUGAUAAAGAGACCUCAGGGGAUUACAAGGACAUGCUUCUUACUCUGUUGGGGAAUGAAGUUUGAAAUGAUCUUUAUUUGGCCAUUUGCAGGUGCCUUUUUUUUUUUCUCUUUAAAUAAGUGGAGUUGGUUUUAUCAUUUAUUCGAGUCUCUAUCAUGUUCAUC